AUGACACCGGACCGACACCCAUCCAAACCGCAAAGUUGCGGUAAGUCAUCGGAACGGGCGGAAGCAGCUGCGCGGGCGAGGGGCCGGAGUGUGCAACAGGUAUGGCCGGAGAGUGCGCGGCGUCACCAGAGUGAAACGCGACCCCUGGGCGAGUGGUACAGACACGGAGACCCGGGAUUCCGAGAAUGGCGAUUCCGAGACUCCGGAAAGUACGCUCACCUUGACAAAGGUGGGUGCGGCUACGUCCACCGGUACGGAGAACGGCUGGGAGACUGCGGCCAUCACCCGUGUCGGCGCGGUUGCUCGGGUGGGGAGGGUACCUACAGCGACUCCAUGUUCGAUGACGAGAUUUUCAGUCCGGUGCGCGAAAUGUGUGUGUGCCAGAGACAUGGACGCGUGGCGACUUCGCCCCUAGUGGACGAAGCAGAAGGGGAGAGGGAGAGGGAGGGUGUUGGAGAGCCGUGUUCCGGAGAGACGGGAUCAGGUGAGUUUCAGUCUGGCGAGACGCGUUCUACAAAGGUGAGUUAUGCGGACCGAUUUUGUCACCAGAGUCUGCGGUUGCCGACACGUGCGGUUGCGGAGAAUUCCGUUGCUGUUGGGCCCAGGACGACGUCAACGUCAAGCCAGCAUGCCGGGAAUGAGUCGUGGCUGUGUACGGGGUGGGGACAAUUGGUGGUGUUAUCAAUAGCGUACUUUGCGGUGGUGGGCAUGUGGAAUGCGCUGAACACGAUUGGGGGUUUAGGAACGGGCGAUGAACAUGUGUCGCACGUGGUGAACACUGUCUUGUAUGGUACAGGGUGCUUGGCGGGCUUCUUCUCAGGUUCGGCGAUCAAUUUGUUCGGGUUACGUGUUGGCUCAGUUGUGGGCGCGGCCGGGCAGACACUGGUGCUCCUGGUGGUCUAUCUCUACCACUACCAAGGUCUCAAUGGGCUCUGGGUACCUCUUGGUGCCGUUGUCGGCGGGGCCGUCAUCAGCUGGCACCUCAGUGCCGUAGCCUCCGGCGCCGUGCACUACCCCACAGAGACGCAGCGCUCUCUCUUCCUCGCCGUCAACUCAGCCUUCCUCAACGUAGGCGGCGUCACCGGCAGUCUUGUCGCUCUAGCUAUGAACUUCAAAGCCCCCACACACACUACCGUGACCACGAGGAGCUCCACCUCCAUCUUUGACCACAUCCACGCCGCCCUGGUACCCAGAGCCCCAAUCGGCUGGCUCGGCCGCCGCCGACGGAAGCUGGCCCGCGCCGCGAGGCUGCGCAGACUUACUGAUGCAGUUGAGGGCUCGGACCUAAUUGGAGUCGUUGGUUCAGGACUUAGGGAUUCAGGACUGAUUGGACGGGGGCUGGGCGGGGUUGCGUUGACCUUGCGGGAGUCAGGUGCAUGUGCCGACGGUGUGUGCGCGAUGACGGCGAGUACAUUGCCGGAGCAAUUUCCUUCAAUUGACCACUCGCUGUUACCAGUGGACCCCCCGCUGGAUCCGGUUGUAAACUUGACAACGGCGGCGGCGCAGACGACACCGGAGACCGCCACGAUUGGUGUGAAUGCGGGGAGUUUAUCGAGUGCGAGUUUCUUGUUAAUUUUGGCGGUAAAUGCCAGUGGCGUGUUGGUAUCGUUGUUAGUGCAAUCACCAGCACGUGUGCGACGUAGUGACGGGUCGCGGGCGGCAGUGCCGUUGUUGACUUUGAAGCAGGAGAUGCAAGGUGUGGUUGCGGGUUUACGCGAAACAUACCUUUGGCUGAUGGCGCCACUGUUUAUGUGUUCCAUUUGGCAUGAGGUUGUUCUCUUUAACUACUUCAACGUACAGCUAUCCAAUGUGCGCUCACGCGCCCUAAACGCACUCGUCUACUACCUUGCCCGGAUACUCGCCUCCUUCCUAUUUCAAUUCGUUUGCGAUCUUGCACACACUCUCCCGAGACGGAUCGACAGCGCCAAUAUAUUUACGCUCACCCUUUGCGCUCUCGGCUUCACCACUGCUGCAAUGACCUUUGGCGACGUCUUUGGCGUCCAAAGUGAUGCACCCCUCGACUUUCGCGAAAAACGCAGCUCUCUCCUCCUCCUCUGCUUCUUCGCAUACGGAGCACUCGAAACCACCGCCACCUCCUACUCUCUCUGGCUCAUCGGCGCACUCCCCUUCCACAACACCGCACUAGCCAACCGCUACGUCGGCUGGUACCGCACCUUCGCCGCUCUCGGCGGCUGCCUCUCCUGGCUACUCGACUCCCUCAAAGCUGUAGACGUACCUGCCCAAUGGGCCAUCUCUGCCGCUCUCUGGCUCACAGCCAUAGCAUGCACCGCCUGCCUCAGACACGACAUCGCCAAGAACCACCCCGACGACUCUGAUGCCCAACCCGAAACCGCCGCCACCACUCCCGGCACCACACACGGAGAUCUAAAAGGCAACCUCAAUCGCGGCACUCGCCAAUUUCCACCAAACAAUGAACUGACUGACCAACAACAAACUGGUUGA
This is a messenger RNA of Gregarina niphandrodes, 2463 nucleotides long. Its product is annotated as putative DUF895 domain protein. Bases 1 to 2463 code for a protein of 820 amino acids. The record is from RefSeq and is a predicted model, not a curated record. The transcript has a single exon. Lineage: Eukaryota; Apicomplexa; Conoidasida; Eugregarinorida; Gregarinidae.